This is a messenger RNA of Aspergillus fischeri NRRL 181, 417 nucleotides long. RefSeq names its product putative small nuclear ribonucleoprotein (LSM7). Gene Ontology annotation, biological process: nuclear-transcribed mRNA catabolic process; mRNA splicing, via spliceosome. Gene Ontology annotation, cellular component: U12-type spliceosomal complex; catalytic step 2 spliceosome; U6 snRNP. The coding region runs from base 1 to 417 and encodes 138 amino acids. The record is from RefSeq and is a predicted model, not a curated record. Gene Ontology annotation, molecular function: RNA binding. Lineage: Eukaryota; Fungi; Ascomycota; Eurotiomycetes; Eurotiales; Aspergillaceae. The transcript has 3 exons.
AUGUCCGAACGAGGCUCUUUCCGGGGUGGUCGUAGCCGCGGCGGAGGUCACGACAGGUCUGGCGGUCGUGGCGGUGGUCACUCCUCCCAGCACAGGGGUGGCGGUGCAGGUGGCGGUGCGCAACAGCAACAGGAGAAACCCAAGAAGGAAAACAUCCUUGACUUGUCCAAAUACAUGGACAAGGAGGUGAAGGUGAAGUUUAAUGGAGGACGAGAGGUUAGCGGUAUGCUCAAGGGUUAUGAUCAGCUCAUGAACCUGGUGUUGGAUGAUGUCAAGGAAAGCAUGCGUGAUGACGAGGGAAACGAAACUACUCGCUCCCUUGGUCUCAUCGUCGCCCGCGGCACUCUGAUUGUGUUGAUUUCUCCAGCCGACGGCAGCGAGGAGAUCGCCAAUCCUUUCGUCCAGCAAGAAGAAUAG